UUCUUUUCAAAGCUUCUCACUAUAAUGAACGUCAUCGCGCAGGCUCUAGAUGAGAAACUUGGGAAGGUCCCGGUGGCUCAAGGCUCGACGAGGCCAGCAACAUCAGACACGGAGGUGAUGCGAGCGAUUACAUGGCAGGGAAAGAAGAAGGUCUCCUGCGACAAGGUCCCCAAGCCGCUCAUCACCCAUCCCAAGGAUGUGAUCGUCAAAGUCACUGCUUGCACUAUUUGCUCCGGCUCCGACUCUCACAUCUACGGUGGAGAGAUCCCCGACACCUCCAAGGGCCAGAUUUUGGGACAUGAAGGCUGCGGUGUGGUGUCCGAAGUGGGAGAAACGGUGACCAAGUUCAAGGCCGGGGACCGAGUGGUCAUUGCCUUCGACAUCGCCUGUGGCGAGUGCGACUACUGCAAGCGCGGAGAGUUCACAGGCUGCGACACCACCAACGAUUCCAAGCUCAUGGAGCUCAUGUACGGUCACAGGCACUCCGGGGCCUUCGGCUAUGGAAACUUGGUCGGUGGCGUCCCGGGCUCGCAGGCCGAGUUUGUCCGAGUCCCCUUCGCGGACGUGAACUGCUACAUGAUCCCGGACGAGGUCCCGGACGAGAAGGCGCUGUAUCUCUCCGACGUCCUGUGCACGUCCUACCACGCCGUGAUGCUGGCCGGGGGAGUGAAAGCUGGUGAAACCGUGGCUAUCUGGGGGCUGGGACCGAUCGGGCUUUGCUCCGCGAGGUGGUGCCAGAUCAUGGGCGCUUCCAAGGUGAUCGGGAUAGAUUUCGUCAAGGAGAGGCUGGAGGUGGCGGAGAAGAAGCUGGGGAUCACAGUCAUCGAUCGAAACUCCGUCAAGGACGUUCCAAAGAAGAUCUUUGAGCUGGUUCCUGGUGGAGUGGACGCGAGCAUCGAGGCGGCGGGGUUCCGGUUCCCUGUGACUAUCCUUCACAAGGUGGAGCGCACGGUGGGGUUGGAGACCGACACCGCGGACAUUCUCAACGAGUUGCUUCUGGCGACGAGGAAGUGGGGGCGGGUGUCCGUGAUCGCGGACUACCUUGGCUACUGCAAUCACUUUGGGAUCGGGAUGGUGAUGAUGAAGCACUUGACGCUGCGAGGGGGGCAGUGCCCGUGCCAGCGCUACUUCGACACGGUGAUGGAUCACGUCAAGAGUGGAAAGUUUGAUCCGAGCUUCAUGGUUUCUCACAGGAUCAAGCUGGAGGACGCGCCGGAAGCGUACCGCAAGCUCUUCAACAAAGAGGAUGGUUACAUCAAAGUCUUUAUAGAAAUGUGAGAAGGGAGAUACUUA
Messenger RNA from Selaginella moellendorffii, 1293 nucleotides. Its product is annotated as zinc-type alcohol dehydrogenase-like protein C1198.01. The transcript has a single exon. Lineage: Eukaryota; Viridiplantae; Streptophyta; Lycopodiopsida; Selaginellales; Selaginellaceae. The coding region runs from base 25 to 1278 and encodes 417 amino acids. Gene Ontology annotation, molecular function: zinc ion binding; oxidoreductase activity. The record is from RefSeq and is a predicted model, not a curated record.